AUGAGCUCGAGCGGGGGAGAUGCGAAGCUGUUCGCAAGAGGCAAGGUCAGCGAGCUCCGCAUGGAGCUGCAGGGCGGUGGCAAGAAGGAUAAGAACCACUCUGCGAAGAAGAUUACGCUGAAGAAGAUAGUCGCCAAUAUGACCAUGAGCAAUAAUGAUAUGAUUGGCCUCUUCCCGGACGUUAUCGGUUGUAUGACGAUACCGAGCUUGGAGAUAAAGAAAAUGUGCUUCCUAUUCCUCGUUAACUAUUCCCGGACAAAGCCAGAGGUCGCGUUGAAGGCGUUGCCAUUGCUUCUCGCAGAUAUGAAUGAUGGUAACCCUUUAAUUCGAGCACUGGCCCUACGCACGAUAUCAUACAUCCAUGUGAGAGAUUUUGUCGAAGCAACAGUCCAACCAUUGAAACACUUAAUGUCCGAUGCAGAUCCCUAUGUGCGCAAAACAGCUGCUUUUGCAGUCGCCAAGCUAUACGACCACGACAGAAGGCUGGUUGAGUCGUCCGACCUGAUUGAGCGAUUGAAUAAUAUGCUUCAGGAUGAGAACCCAACGGUUGUGUCAAGUGCUUUGGCUGCUUUGGUAGACGUCUGGGAGCGUAGUGAAUCUAUCACUUUGACCAUUGACUAUACCAAUGCCUCCAAGAUUAUUUCCAUUCUGCCGGAUUGCUCCGAGUAUGUUCACUAUACAUACAUAUAUUGCUCUACUUGA
Molecule: messenger RNA, 702 nt
Organism: Trichophyton rubrum CBS 118892
Lineage: Eukaryota; Fungi; Ascomycota; Eurotiomycetes; Onygenales; Arthrodermataceae
Exons: 4
Coding region: 1-702 (233 amino acids)
Biological process (GO): intracellular protein transport; vesicle-mediated transport
Cellular component (GO): membrane coat
Source: RefSeq, a predicted model, not a curated record